CAUAAUCCAGAUGCUCAGCGGUGAAAAUGAAAUGAAGGAAAGCGAUAUCUGUCUGUAGAGUAGAGAUAGAGAUGGGGAAGCUGGAUAAGAGUCUUGGCUUGGCAGAUGCGCAGCGCAGCGCAGCGGUCAGGAAAGCGAUAUCUCUCUCCACCAAAUCCCACAUCCACCAUUCUUCUGUUGCCCUGAUUGUUUUUCGUCGCCAUGGCCGCCCACGGCAAGCCCAAGCCCAAGCCCAAGCCGCCCGGUGCCCCCGCGCCGCCGCCGCCACCGCCACCAACGGCGGCAGAGGCGAAGAAGGGCUUCAUGCGCCGGAUGUUCCCCUUCCUCCUCGCCGUCAACGCCUUCGUCGGCGCCUACGUGCUCGUCAGGACCUACUACAAGGACGAGGACUCCCCACCCAAAACCGCCCACUCUGCUUCUGCUUCUGCUUCUGCAACUGCAACCGAGUCGACCCCGUCUCCCGCCGGCGACUCCCCGGACCCUGUCUCCGUCGCCGUCGCCGCCGUGCCCACCAAGCCGGUGCCGCUGCCGCCGAUCCCCGAGGACGACCAGCGCAGGGUCUACAAGUGGAUGCUGGAGGAGAAGCGCAAGGUGAAGCCGCGCGACGCCGCCGAGAAGAAGAGGCUCGACGACGAGAAGGCCCUGCUCAAGCACAUCAUCCGCGCCGACACCCUCCCGGUCUUCUGACUGCUCUACGAUAUAACUUUGUCUCUCUGCUAAGACAAUGGCUUUGAUUGGAUUUAGUUAGUUAGUUAGUCGAUUGUGUCGUGUGGUACCAUGUUAUCUUCCAAGUUAAAUCCUCCGAUGAUGCCGAGGGGGCCGUCCAUCUCGCGCCGUUUCAUUUACAUUGAUGUGGAUGCACACAUACUUGCUCUUGUUGCUUUUGUUGCUCUAUGCUUCUUCAACAUAAGGAUUUGGUUUGUCGCAA
Hordeum vulgare subsp. vulgare (domesticated barley) is the source of this 928-nucleotide messenger RNA. Its product is annotated as protein VASP homolog. The record is from RefSeq and is a predicted model, not a curated record. NCBI's taxonomy places the organism in Eukaryota, Viridiplantae, Streptophyta, Magnoliopsida, Poales, Poaceae. The transcript is spliced from 2 exons. Bases 202 to 687 code for a protein of 161 amino acids.